CCCACAGUGGAACAGCUAGGCGGUGCCUCUUAACCAUUCAUUAAAUUUCAAUGGGCGUGGCUAGAAGGGCGCUUGAUGCAAACAAAUCUGUCAACCGCACGUUUCUAUUACUGCGUUUUCGAACCAUAAUUCUUGUGGAUGUGAUUCAGCAAGUGGACUUUUUUUUUUUUUUCAGAGGAGCCUGGCCUGCUUGCAAAGCUGCAGGUCUUCGCAUCGAGGCUUGGAAGGGGAUUAAUCUCAGCGCCACCUUCCCCACAAGCUUUUGUAGCCGGCAGCCCAAUUAUAUAACUGCAUUACACAAUAAAUGGAUCACCAUUAAAGCCAAUGCAGUGGCACGGAGAGUCCGUUUCCGCGCACGUCGAGGGUAAAAUGCAUUUUGUGCACGAUGCGCUUCGUCUUCCAGCACGGAUCUCCUCCAUCUGCCUCUGCUGGCUGAGCUGGCUCUCGUUUGCUUUCCCCUCCUCCUCCUCCUCCGCUUUCCCCCUCCUCUUCCUCUUUCAGCAGAGCCCAAGCAAGAGAGAGGGCUGACACUGCCUGCUUUAAGACUCGCCCCAUUGUUGCGUAGUUUGUAAGAAAGAAAGAAAGAAAGAAAGAAAGAAGCACUGUCUACUCUCUCUACGUGCUCUGAUCCAGUCUGACUGGGGCGAUCCAGACGGGAGUUUUGACCAGGAUUCUGCAGCAGUUCUCUUGGGGAACGAUGGUUCUGCAGAGAGUGAUCCGAGCUGUCAUCAUGGGACCUCCGGGGUCGGGGAAGGGAACGGUGUCUGCGCGUAUCACCAAAAGUUUUGGACUGCAACACAUGUCCAGCGGGGACAUUUUAAGAGCCAACAUCAAGGAAAAAACCGAGCUCGGCCUGUUGAUGAAGGCCUGCAUCGAUCAGGGGCAGCUGGUACCUGACGACAUCAUGUCCCGUCUCAUCCUGAACGACCUGAGGAAGAUAGACAACAGCGGCUGGCUCCUGGAUGGAUUUCCUCGGACUGUUUCCCAGGCGGAGGCUCUUGAUCAUGCCUUCUCUUUAGACACGGUCAUCAACCUGAAUGUACCUUUCCAGACCAUCAAAGAACGACUGACGUCUCGUUGGACUCACAUCCCCAGCGGCAGAGUCUAUAAUACGGAUUUCAAUCCGCCCAAAGUUCCUGGCUUGGAUGAUGUGACAGGAGAGCCUCUGGUCCAGAGAGAUGACGACAGGCCGGAGACGGUCACACGGAGGCUGAAGUCCUAUGAAACCCAGACAGAACCCGUGCUAGAGUUCUACAGGAGUAAAGGUGUGCUGGAGACCUUUACGGGGACAGAAACCAACAAGAUAUGGCCACACGUCGAAGCUUUCCUCCACAGAAAAUUCACCUCCCUCAGUCAAAGAGCUGCUUAGCCUCAGUGAAGCACAACUGAUCGUCCAAUCGAAACGCAGCAUGUAAAUAGGGGUGGGGGGUUAUGGGUGAAUUUUGUUUUUAAUGAACGUAAAGCCCUUAAAUUUGUAAAUGAAGAAAUCUAUUUUACUAAAUAGACUACUACAUAUGUUAAAAAAAAAAAAAACGUCUUUUUUAGUCUAAUCUUUGAACUCCUGUGUUGUUGAAAUAGUUUGGGGGGAAAUUCAGACGAGCGUGUGCAAGACCUGUUUAAGCAUUGGCUGUUGACGUGUCCCCCCCUUGUGCCUUUUAUAAAUCCAGAAGAUAACGGCUGAAUCCAACCAUGAAGUUUUGCAACUGUACAAGAUCGGGGGAUAAGUUUGCACAAGAUGCUGCAGGAGGAAGGGCGGAGUCGUUUUUGAUGAACCCAAAGCAGCUUUAGCUCUUCUAAAGACAAUGCUGUUGGCUUUUAGUCUGAUGUGUGCACACGUGCCUUCUGCUGCUGUUCACUGGCAGUUUGACACAGAAAGAUAGGGUUUGCAAACACUCCCCCCCCCUCCUUUAAUCAUGGACCAGUUUUAAUAAUGAGUAGACAUAAUAAUGGAUUUUUAUUAUAUUUUUAAAGAAACAUUGUAUACCAGCUUUGUUGAACCACGUCAGAUCUUACUAGUGACGCUUCUGAAACACUCCAUUCUUUUGAAUUUCGUCGUCCAUUCCUUGUUGCGACUAUAUUCCCUGUGAGCAACAGUAGGCAUCGGUUUUGUCUGACCCGACAGCUGAAUAAUACAUGACUACAUACAUGAACACAGGGUAAACGGGGUUAAAUGUUGUUGGAAGGUAUCAGCUUGCAGUUUUUGCACAUUCUAAAUGUUUACCCUGUUAAAAAGCCUUAAUAAUGCUUCUUUGCAGUGUACUGUAUGUGAUCAUUCUGGUUUCUUAAAACUCUUUCACGCAUUGUUGAAACGCAAAAAAUAAUCUUUUCACAAGCAGCUCAGAUAUUUAUGAAUCUCAAUAAACUUCUUGUACUGUA
Molecule: messenger RNA, 2376 nt
Organism: Fundulus heteroclitus (mummichog)
Lineage: Eukaryota; Metazoa; Chordata; Actinopteri; Cyprinodontiformes; Fundulidae
Gene: ak3
Product: adenylate kinase 3
Exons: 5
Coding region: 698-1369 (223 amino acids)
Biological process (GO): nucleobase-containing compound metabolic process
Cellular component (GO): cytoplasm; mitochondrion
Molecular function (GO): AMP kinase activity; ATP binding
Source: RefSeq, a predicted model, not a curated record